This is a messenger RNA of Calliphora vicina (urban bluebottle blowfly), 4610 nucleotides long. RefSeq lists its product as uncharacterized. The record is from RefSeq and is a predicted model, not a curated record. The transcript is spliced from 18 exons. The coding region runs from base 171 to 4553 and encodes 1460 amino acids. NCBI's taxonomy places the organism in Eukaryota, Metazoa, Arthropoda, Insecta, Diptera, Calliphoridae.
UAAAAUUAUUGCCGGAUAACUACAACUUCACAUUCGUACUUUGUAUUUCAAAAGACACAUUACGUUUGAACAUUACAGAAUUUAUGUAAAAAGUAAUAUAAACAAUAUUUUGUUUUACACAAAAUUUUGUACACCAGACGUGUGUUGCAUGCAUUGCAAUAGCAAGCAACAUGACAACACAAAAUGGAAUUGCUACGGAAUUAAAGAAUUUAUUAUCAAAGUGGAAAUUGGAAUGUAUUUUAUCGCAUUUACUAGCGGAAAAAAUUGAUACAGAGAUUUUUCAAAUGAUGAAACUGCCGCAUAUAAGACUGUUACUUCAUAAUUUUCCCCUGGGUAUACAAAUACGUUUCGAAUAUAAUUUAGAACAAUGGCGCAAAGAUAUCGGAAACCCCUUUCAAACAGCAACAAUCGAAGAUAGAUUAUCAUGUGUAACAUCUACAGUACAUAACUUUAAAACCGAUUUGGUUAAGAAUGUCCAACAAGAUAAAGAAAUACAAACUGAUUUAAUCAUUUACAAUGUGAAUUCUACUGCGCAAACAAAUAACGAACAUAAUCGUGAUGUUGAGAAUGCUGCGUGUAGUGGUGCUGCUGCAGAAGAUCCACUCAGCAAAACAGAAUUUGAUUUACCAUCGGAACAUAUAACUCCUGGCAUGUCAAAUACAUUUAAAAAACCUCUACAAACACCCCCAGUGGAUUUGCGAACUAUUUUGUCGCAUUCACCACGUGGCAUUAGUCUUAUUAAAAACUAUCGAUUUCGCAAACGUUUCUCAAAUGCCGAACGCAACCUAUUAAUUUCAGACAUUGUCAAUUACUAUUUGGAAAAUAAUAUUGAGUUCAAUGUUCAGAUCAGUUAUGCCUUGGAACGAGCCAUUUUGAAAAUGUUUCACACUGAAAAGUUGAGCUAUUAUAGGACCACUAAACGUGGCGGACUCUAUAUGAGAUAUUUAAGUGCUAAGGCUGCUAUGAAACAAGAAGUCAUUAAUUAUAAUGAGAGUGUUAGUAACAUGGACUAUAGCGCUUUAGAUAAAGAAGAUAGUGAAUUGUCUGAUCAGUAUUCUGUUGAUAGUCAGAUAAUGGAAGAGGUAUUCCAUACUGAAACGCCUGUAAUAUCUGAUGUAUCACAUUUUGAGAACGAAGAUAAUGAGACUAUUGUGAGCGAUAAUAAUAUAUCGAUGGAGGCCGACUAUAUUAAACUUGAACCAGAAAUAAUGUGGAGCGAACAAGUCAAUCCUCCCCAAAAAACUAUGUCCCAAAUGGCUAUUCCAAAGUGUGCUUGCUGUCAGGAAGUUUCAAAAAGACUUGACACAGUUCUGGAGAUUUUGGAUGAGCACAAAGUUUUGCUGGAUCGCGUUGUUUCCCAAAACGUAAACGUAGAAAACAUUAUAUCUAUUUUUCCUAUAAACACCGAAGAAAAACUUAAAGAAUUUGACGGUCUUUUAGCAUUGCAAUCAGAGCCAUAUAUUCAACAAAUAAAAAAUCUUAUGCGUGGCAACGUCGAACGUAAUUUGAAUCAAAUAUUUGGUAAAACUAUUAUAAUGGACUUUAAUGUUGACGGAACUUUUGGGAAAAAAGGACUACGGGACUAUAGCAAUGUACUUACAGCUAUUAUAGAUGUUAUAUCAACAUUCAGUGAUUCUCCUGAUAAAACAUUAAGAGCUGCUUUUCAGAGACAAAAAAAGAAAUAUUUUAAGGAAAACAGCCGCAGCAAUUCUAAAGUCAAGGUGACAAAUGACGAAAAUGUUCAAGAAUCAUAUUUUCUUAAUUCAAUUUCCGUCUCAUUUUCAUCAAGCUUCGAUAAUAGCAUUUGGUAUAUGGGAAUUACUAAGGAAAUCGGUGACGAAUUAUAUCAACAUCCUGCACAAGUUGAUGCAAUGCAAGGAGCAUUUUUCGUAAAUGUCAGUGAAACCUCAUCGCUUGAUUCGAUGGCGGUAGUGAGAAAAAUAUUUUCGAAAAAACAACAUGAAUCGAAAGAUUUCGAAAGACCAUUUAAAAACUUUAGUAUACCCUGGCAUAAAGUACCCUACGAAGUUACCAAUUUACUGGAGAAUAAACAGCAAUUGGGAAAAGGUUUAAAUGUUAUAGCUAAUUUAAUUAUAGAUGAGCUGCGUAGCAUUUCAAAACAAAUACCAAUACGAGUUUUACGAGGGAUAACCCAACAGGCAGUCAUGAAAUAUCCACAUUCAUUUUUGAAUAAAGAUGCUGGUGGGAACAAUAUGUCAACGACGUCGGUACCAUUGUUGUCGAGAUUACGUAAUAGACAUUAUCAUAUUAAUUAUAUAAAAUUCAAGCAUUUGCAAAAGGAUUAUACAAAGGAAGAAAUUGAUGUGGACAUACUGGCUAUAAUGAAGAUGCCGCACAUCAAAUCACUGCUUUGUGACUUUUCCUUGGGUAUACAAAUACGUUUUGAACACAAGUUCCAACAGUGGCGACAGCGAAUUGGAAAACCCCUGAAAUACGACGAAUAUGAUGAAACAAAUGAAUUCAUCAUAAAAGAGCCAUCCGAAGAAGCAAUAAAUAAAUUUCAAAAUGACAGCAGAACAGCUUCAAUAAAUUUACGACAAAUACUUAUGCAAAGCAAACCCGAAGGUCCUGCAUUUUUCGAAAUAUAUCGUGACAAUCAGCCAUUCUCAAAUCCCGAAAGAAGUUGUUUAAUUGAUCUAAUUGUCAAUUAUUAUUUGAAAAAUGAUUUAGCCAUCGAUUUACACGUGAGUUAUGAUUUGGAAAAUGCCAUAUUGUCGCUGUUUCCAAGCGAAAGAUUGGAUCUGUAUAGAAUAAGGAAGGAGGGUAAAAUUUAUACAAAAUAUUUAGCGGCAAAGGCUGUAUAUAAUAACAGAGAUGUGAAAGACUUGGACAGUGACGUUAAAAGAGAUGCAAAUUUGAGAUCUAGAAAUGUUAAGCAAAAUAAAAUGUCACGUGAAACUUCGAGUGUAAAUAGAGCCAAUGAGAAUUCCAUGAUAGCACCAGACAAUAUAGAUGAAAAUAAAAAUAUGAACUCCUCUGGGUCCACUAGAAUACCAGCAGAAAUUUUACUACAAACUGUUUAUAAUGACUGUAAAAAGUUUGUUAAAAUCUUUGAGCCAUUCUUAUUUCAAGAGUUUUUCUCAGCAGCCUGCUCCUCUUUUAAUAUAGCCAACAGCCACAAUUUCUAUGUAGCGAUUAAUGAGUGUGAAAUUUCAGCGGAUAAUUUCAAAGAUGCCAUUCUACAGUAUUAUAAACUGCCUACAUUCAAUAUUGAAUUAAAGGAAAGAGCUGCAGAAACCAAAUUAGAACACCUUGAAAACUCCUGCUCGCCAGCCGAUUUCUAUACACAAUCAAAUAUUUACAGUUCAGCGAAGAACUUUAACACUAACGAGCACAAUAAUACGGCCGUACAGAUAAUCGUCAAUCAUUUGCCAGAUGCGAAUGAUAUUCGUAAUAUACCAUCCCUAUUGCCCAUAGUGAAAAUGUCAGAUGAUGGUAGGCCUUUGGAAAAUAAACAUCGUACCACAAUUGCUAAAGCCGUAAUAGAUGAAUGUUUAAAUUUUCAACCGGAAAGAGUACUCAAACGUCAGGAUUUCUUUACUCUCACCGAUAAUCUGGUACAAGCCUUUCCCAAUGAAAUAGCUUCGGCCUAUUUUAUACCCUCACAGCCCAAUCAUGCGGCCCGUGGUAAACUCUGGAAUGCCUACAAUAACAAACGUAGUUUUCUGGGUAGCUCGGGUAUCGUGCAACGACGACAGCACAGCAAUGUCAAACGUAAACUACAAUCGGAUGAGGAUGAGGGCAGUGAAAAAACAAAUGACAAAAUUUAUGUCACUGAAAAAUUGGUGGAAAGUAAAGACUUUUGCCUAAACUCAAUACUGGACUGGGACACUUUACAGCAGAAAUGGUCGCAGUGUCAUCAAGAGAGAAGAAAUGAAUUGUUAAAAGAUAAAAUGCCACCACAAUACUAUAUGCAAAAGUAUUCGAUAUUGAAAUCCAAUCGGGGUGUUGAUUUAAUGGAAAUUGAUGUUAACAUUUUGCAUCCCACGGUAGUUAAUAUCAGCAAUUGGUUAUCGCUCCAUGAGAAAGUCAUAGAGAUGGGUCGUAAACUGCAGAAAGUAGAGCAUAUACCCAGAAUUUUGGAAAACAUCGACAGCUCAAACGAUGAAAAAUAUCGCGCCAGUUUAGCUUUGGUAAUUCUCCCCUAUAUUUUCCCCUAUAAUGCCAGACGUAAUGAAUUCAAUGAAAAGGCUUCCAAAUAUGAUACACAAAAAAGAUUUAUCAAAGAAUAUGCUAGCCUGGAUGAUUUAAACGCUGACAUAGAAUGUGCCGAAUUACAAAUACGUUUUGUCCAUUGCAGCCAGCAGAUAAAUUAUGCCGAGUUUAAAAUCUGUGGUCAUGUGUUUAAGUGUGUAGAUUUAUUAGAGGCCUUAAGUUCGAUUUUCCAUUAUAGCGUGGCUUUGGAUAUGGAAUAUCCUAAGAUUUGUCAACACAUUUGGCAAUUUAUACAGUUGGCCAUAUUUCAAAUUGAAAUACAGGGUUGCAAACAGCCCAAUGUGGAGAGUACUAUCAAUGAUUUAUAUAUGAUUUAAACGAUAAUUAAUGUGUUAUUUUGAUUAUAAGAAAUAUAAGAAAUUGAUUGAAUUAAA